AUAAUAAAUGAUGAUAAAGAAAAAAUGCCAAACCCUCUGAACUAGAAAAUAUCUCGAAGACGGUAUUCUGCAUAGUGGCAGUCGUCUCUUACGAAAUCACCCCUGCAAACAAAGGUCGCCCCACCAGCACUCCACUUCACACAACUUGCACACGAUUUUUCCCUCAAGUCACAAACCGCUUCUAAUAAAUCGUAUUAUUAUUUCCCCAAAUCAGAAAAACACUCAGUGAGUUAAGCGAGUCCACACUCAAAUUACAAACCCUAACUAACCACUGGUUCACUGAAAGCGAUGGCGGUUUCCGAUGUGGCAGUUUCAGCGACGGUGAUUGCUGAGGGAUCCGCCGUGUAAGAGUUAAAAUCAAGUUCUGACGGUGGUUCUCUCCACAUAACAGAAGGUUACACUGUUCUGGAACAAUUUCUACCGUAAGAUGCACUUGAUCUACAAUUCUACACCAUGCUGAUCUUGAUUUGAUUUUAACCUACAGAAGCAACAAGGGUUGGAAAUCUCACAAAGAAAGUCCUAAACCUUCUUUUGUGAACCUCCGAAAGGAAAAUAUAUAGCUGAUUUACAUCAUGAGUUAUACUAUUUUAAGUAUCACCAUUCCAGUAUCUGAGUGUGAGAACGAACGAGAUAAUGGCCAGUGGUAGCAGAAAUCCUCUUGUUGUUGGGCGUGUAAUAGGGGAUGUAUUAGACCCCUUUGAAAGUUCUAUUCGUCUCCUAAUCACCUACGGUAAUAGGAAUGUUAACAAUGGUUGUGAGCUUAAACCUUCCCAAGUAGCCAAACAACCUCAAGUGAGUAUAGGCGGAAACGAUCUCAGGAUCUUCUACACCCUGGUUUUAGUAGAUCCAGAUGCACCUAGUCCAAGUAACCCCAGUUUUAGGGAGUACCUUCAUUGGUUGGUGACUGAUAUUCCUUCAACUGCUGGGGCUAGUUUUGACAUCUUCAACGGGAUACGUCCCAUUUGCUUAAUGGUAGCUCGACCAAACAAAAUGUCAUCUGCAGCCAUCAAGUAAUGAAGUUGUAUGUUACGAAAAACCACGACCCAACUUGGGGAUACAUCGUUACGUGUUUGUAUUAUUUCGUCAACAGUGUCAACAAGUAGUGUUUGCUCCUGGCUGGCGACAGAAUUUCAAUACAAGAGAAUUCGCUGAACUUUACGAUCUUGAAUUGCCAGUUGCUGCUGUGUUCUUCAAUUGUCAAAGGGAGACUGGCUCUGGGGGAAGAACCUUUAGAUAACUUAACUUUAUUAUAUUAAUUAAUAUUCAAAAUCUAAUAUUAGUGAACACUAUACAGAACAUAUUUAAAUGUCAUCAUAGAUAUACAUAAACAUAUUAUGGCAGAUGUAUCGAGUGCUAUAUCGGUGUAGUACAAAGUUGUUAAAAAUAAAUAGUAGUUUGCACUUUAGAUUAGAAUAAGUACGUCCCCUGUUUUUUUUUUUAAUUUUAUUUGACGGGCUUAAUUAUUAGAUUUGAGGUUGUAUUAUGAUAAAAAUAUUUGGGUG
This is a messenger RNA of Cicer arietinum (chickpea), 1502 nucleotides long. RefSeq names its product protein FLOWERING proteinUS T-like (gene FTA2). The record is from RefSeq and is a predicted model, not a curated record. NCBI's taxonomy places the organism in Eukaryota, Viridiplantae, Streptophyta, Magnoliopsida, Fabales, Fabaceae.